GCGCGCGCAUCCAAACGUAGAUCUCGUGACAGCGAAGGCUUUGAUUUUUCCAGACGAUUACAACGCGUCUAAUUUUUUUUACUGGUUGUAUUAAGUGUCUGGAGUUUGUUGCCUAGCAGCCUGAAGAUGUCUUCUGAUUGGUUGAUAGCUCGCACUCUCUCCAGCGCGAGUUAAAACGCUCGUGAAAGGUGCGCGAGCGCGCUUCAGAACUGUUCCGAACUCCGGUGAACCUCUGAAACCGAGAGCGGCAUCGCUUCUUCACUGAAAACAUUUCGGAACAUUCGGGUUGCAUUAUGUACUUCAGUUUAUCGACAGAGGAGCAACAUCUUCUGAAGUGGGAACAGGGUAAAGAGACAGAUGGAUCCAGCUCACCUCACAAAAGCGCACAAGCUUUCAGUGUAGGCUUAUAGACUGAAGGGCUCACCAUGAUCACGGAUUCAUCAAGUCCGGCAGAGUUCUACGAGGACAACGCAUCGCUGCUGUCCUUGGACUCUAGCGUGUUCUUCAGCGAGCCUGCGCUGCCGAGCGACGACCCACUGGACUUCUUCAUCAUAAAUGUUGGAGGCAGCCGCUACAUCCUCUCUCAGGAACUGCUGGCCUCUCACCCAGAGACUCGCCUGGGCAAGCUGGCGCUCUCCAACCGAGACUCUGCUUUAGAUCUGUGCGAUGAUGCAGAUUUCUUGGAGAACGAGUUUUUCUUCGACCGCAACUCGCAGACCUUUCAGUACAUCAUGAACUUCUACAAGACCGGCCGCUUGCAUGUGCGAGAGGAGCUGUGUGUGAUCUCGUUCCUCCAGGAGAUCGAGUACUGGGGCAUCGAUGAGCUCCGCAUUGACAGCUGUUGCAGGGACAAGUACUACCGUAGGAAAGAGAUGAAGGAGUCGCUGGAUAUCCGUAAGGAUGCUGAUGUAAUUGACAACGAAGAGGAGGACUUCACCGGCGUUUUGUGCCAGGACUUACGCCAACGUCUAUGGGACCUUAUGGAGAAGCCGGACUCUUCUAAGGCAGCCAAGACGUUUGGGACGCUAUAUGUUUUUGUGGUGGUGUCCAUCGUGAACAUGGCUCUGAUUUCGCUGGACUUCACUAUACUUGGUGCACCCAUCAUCUUGGACGCUCUUGAGUACAUUUGUAUCAUUUGGUUCACCGGUGAGCUGGUGCUCAGGUUCAUGUGUGUUAGAGAUAAGUGUAGGUUCAGCAGGAGUGUGGUGAAUAUCAUUGACCUGCUGGCUAUUCUGCCCUUCUAUGUGACUCUGGCCGUGGAGAGCCUUCAUGGAGGAUCUACGGAGCUGGAGAAUGUUGGUCGGGUAGUUCAGGUGCUACGGCUAAUGAGGUCUCUCAGGAUGCUUAAACUUGGCCGACAUUCAACAGGCCUUAAGUCUUUGGGAAUGACGAUCGCCCAAUGCUACGAGGAAGUUGGCCUCCUGAUGCUAUUCCUUUCUGUAGGCAUCUCCAUCUUCGCCACAGUGGAAUACGCCAUCGAACACGACAUUCCAGAGACCACCUUCACAAACGUGCCCAGCGCAUGGUGGUGGGCCACCACGUCCAUGACCACAGUAGGGUACGGAGACAUCCGUCCGGACACGGCCCUGGGAAAGGUGAUGGCCUUCAUCUGCAUCCUAUCCGGCAUUCUUAUUCUCGCUCUGCCUAUCGCCAUCAUCAACGACCGCUUCUCUGCCUGCUACUUCACGCUCAAAAUGAAAGAAGCGGCGCUGAGGCACGGGGAGGCGCUGAAGCGACUGACACGCAGCUCGGCCUCGGAUAUGUCGGCGAUAGGGGUGAACCUGCGGGACGCCUACGCCAGAAGCGUGCUGGAGAUGCUGCGGUUGCAGGGGCGAGAGCGAGCCAGCACACGCAGCAGUGCAGGAGAUCUUUGGUGGUAGAAGUAAGCUUGCAAGCUACCGGAGAGAGAGAGACAGAUAAAGAAUAAGUGAGCGUCUUUUAAGGACCGCAAAUCCUUUAAAGGCCUCAUAUCACGAGUGGUCAAAAUUUGCUUGAUCUUUAGAGUUUUAUUCAUUAGGAAAACUUGCCUCAAAACAUUUUUCGACCAUACUGCAAAAACAACUGAACGUUCACAUGUUUCUGAUGUCACAAAUUUUAUUUUGCGAUUCUGUAACAAUCUAAUACAGCUUUCCAAAGUGGCUAAAGUGGUAAAACUGUAUUACAAAUGAGUGCAAACCUGCAGCUUGCAGACAAAAUGGUGCUGCUAAUUUCACAUACAAAUGGGGCAUUUGAUUAUGUUGCAAUAUAAUGGAAGUAGCAACAGAUCUUUUCUUCCAUACUGUGAUGUACAUUCAUUGGGGACUUGGUUCAGUUGUUGAUUGGAUAAAGGCAGCUGUACAUGUAAACUUGCAGUCAAUUUUUAGAAAGAGGCAUGGUUUAAAUGGAUAGUUCACCCAAAAAUGGCAAUUCUGUCAUCAUUUACGCUCUCAUGUUGUUCCAAAUCUGUAUGACUUCUGUGGAACAUAUUUUGAAUUGAUAUUCUGAAGAAUGCUCAUGGCCAAACAGGUUUUGUUUCUAUUGACUUUACAAAAAAUACAAAUGAAAUCAGUGUGAACCAAAAUUGUUUGGUUGCAAGUAGUCAGAAUAUCUUCUAAAGAGCAUGAGGGUGAGUCAUGAUAAGACAUUUUGAUUUAAAAAAAAAACAUAAAUAAUGAAUGAAUGAAUGAAUGGUUCACAGUAAGAUCAAUAACAUGCAUUUAGAAAAUAGAUUGCUUGAUUUUCCAUUUCAUACCAACAGCAGCAGCAAAAGCAGAAUGGAAAUGAUCUUAAAAUCUACUACAACUGUUAAUAUAAAUUAUAAAUUUUAAAUUGUUAUUAUUACAUUUACAUUUACAUUUACAUUUAGCAGACGCUUUUAUCCAAAGCGACGUACAAAUGAGGUAGGCAAUAGAAGCAAUUAAUGUCAACAAAAGGGCAGUAUGAUGAUCUGAAAUAGCUUCAAAUGAUCUUUUAUCAGUGGCCACACAUAAUGCAGCACUGUCAUCCUUCUGUAUUAUAAUAAUAAAAAAAAAAAAAAUAAAAACAUUGAACCUCAGGGAAAAAAACAAUUAAAGACAAAAGUAUUUUAUGACUUCUUUUUAGGGUGAAGUGCGUGAUUUCUUCACAACUAGUGGCACAAAACAAAUUAGCAAAAAUUAAGACUUUACUUAAACAGGUUUCCCAAUCACCGCCAUUGGCUGGACAACAGUUAACCCUGCCCGAAUCUCGCACCAUUAGCUAAAACAAUGGUGUUAUACUGCUUAAAAGAAUCAACUGAAUCAACUUGCAAAUUACUUUAAAUUGUCUCUAGACAUUAAGCUGGUAUUUUAACAUGAAAUUACAAUCAUGAACAUUAUUUUUUAAAAAUUGCUACAUGCCUGUUCUGUUCAUCUUUGUGCAACUCAUUGAUUGUUUGUAAUAUAAGUAGUUUUUACUGUUCCAUUUGAAGAUAUGUAAUAAAAUCUAUGUCUG
Messenger RNA from Puntigrus tetrazona (Sumatra barb), 3450 nucleotides. RefSeq names its product potassium voltage-gated channel modifier subfamily V member 1 (gene kcnv1). Gene Ontology annotation, molecular function: protein binding; voltage-gated potassium channel activity. Gene Ontology annotation, cellular component: voltage-gated potassium channel complex; membrane. Gene Ontology annotation, biological process: potassium ion transmembrane transport; protein homooligomerization. Lineage: Eukaryota; Metazoa; Chordata; Actinopteri; Cypriniformes; Cyprinidae. The record is from RefSeq and is a predicted model, not a curated record.